AUGCGUGUGGCAAUCGCUGGCUACGGCGACCUGACUCGCUACAUGUGUGAAGAGUUUGUCAAAGCCGGCCAUGUACUCGUUAUCCUGACGCGAAGCUACAAGCCCCAGCUCGAGAGCCAAGGUGUCGCUCAGGCCAUCACGGACUAUUUCCCAUCGUCUCUGAAAGCUCCGCUGGCCGACUGCGAGGUAUUGAUAUCGACAAUCUCAGACACUUCCCCGGCCUAUACCAAGGUCCACAGAAACCUCAUCCUGGCCUGCCAAGAGAGCCCCCGGUGCAAGCGCUUCAUUCCCGCCGAGUUUGCAGCAAAUAUUGAGGCGUAUCCAGAUGAACCUGGCUUCUACUACGCACCACACGAGCCGAUACGCGAGAUGCUCCGGACGCAGACGGAUCUCGAGUGGACGUUGGUUUGUAUCGGCUGGCUAAGUGACUACUUUGUGCCGUCCAAGAACAGAUACAGUAAAGAUAUUGGCGCGUUCCAUCCCAUGAACUGGGCUGAGAACAAGAUCGUAAUCCCGGGCACAGGGAAUGAGCCUGUGGAUUUCACAUGGGCGCGCGACGUUGCGCGAGGGCUGGCAUCCCUAAUCGAGGCACCACGCGGUUCAUGGGAGCCUUAUACCUUCAUGUCAGGAGAGCGCAGCUGCUGGAAUGACGCUGCCAAGCUCUUUGUGCAAAAGUACAGACCUGGGAUCCCGACACAACACGUUUCGUUGCAUACUGUUGCAGGGAUGAUCAAGACGGCGAAAGAUGAGGACGCGGAGGUCCUGGCGGACUAUUACCUGCUGUCUAUCAGCAGGGCAUGCGCGAUGCCCCCGGAUAAGGUUGGAGCUCAUAGAAAGAAGUACUUCCCUGGUGUUCACUUCCGAAGUUUGCGAGACGGACUUUGUCAGCUUGACGAGCAUCCGGGCUCGAUACUUUGA
Metarhizium acridum CQMa 102 is the source of this 918-nucleotide messenger RNA. RefSeq lists its product as uncharacterized. The record is from RefSeq and is a predicted model, not a curated record. Lineage: Eukaryota; Fungi; Ascomycota; Sordariomycetes; Hypocreales; Clavicipitaceae.